GUCGAGGCUUUCCAUGGCGCACUCUCAGGACAAUUUGUAGGUUAGUUUUUGUUUUGUUUUGUUUUUUAAUUCAGUUAACAUACUGCCGUUGCUCUAAAAAGUUUGUAUUUAGAUACGGAGUAACAAUAAUGGCGUAUGUUUAUACACUGAAAGCCCUGUAUCGCAAUUUUACGCCAGCACUGACGCAGAAGUGCAGAUUCGCAGCGGGCAAUUUGUUAUUCCAUACGCACCGAACAGAGUUAACCGUGCCGAGAGUGACCUUCCACGGGAGGCUUGGAUCACCUGCGUGCAAAUGUCACGCUCUGUGCGGUUUCCUUCAAUCACGCAGGGCUAUUACUCUUGACUUUAGGGCAAGAAAUAAAAGCCAGGAGCGAGAAAAUGAACAAAAAUCGGUUUACAAAUACCAGAGUGGGAGCCCAACGCCAUCAGCUACACGUAGAGUGAAGGAAGCUGGCCGCGAUUUCACUUAUUUGAUCAUUGUACUCAUCGGGCUUGGAGUGACAGGUGGUCUUCUGUACGUGGUCUUCCAGGAACUGUUUUCUUCCUCCAGUCCAAAUAAAGUAUACGGGAAAGCAUUCAACAAAGUCAAAUUAGACCCAGAGGUGAUCGGCGCCUUCGGAGAACCAAUAAAGUGUUACGGUGAGACAACUCGUCGAGGAAGAAGACAGCAAGUCAGUCAUAGGGAGUAUCUGAAAGAUGGAUUAAAGCACAUGAGACUGAAGUUUUACAUUGAAGGAGCUGAACCAGGUCUUAAAGGCACAGUACACUCCGAGUCAAAAGAGAAUCCCGAUUCUGGAAAAUAUGAGUUUCUUUACAUACUUGUUGAAAUAGACACCUACCCAAGGCGGACCAUCAUUGUUGAAGAUAACCGAUUAAAACAAAUCUAAAGCAAAUAGGAAAAUAAGAGGACUACUCGGUGAAGACAUCUAAUUUGCGUACAUCUGAUAGUGUGAAUGUAUAUUUUGUAUUUGUUGUUAUUUGAAAAUGGUUGUGGAUGUAAAUAUGACAUGCCUUUAGUGAUUAAAAACAUUUGGUUUGAACAACAACAUUUACUUGAUUUAAAUGUAGUUAU
Messenger RNA from Corythoichthys intestinalis (scribbled pipefish), 1072 nucleotides. It is a transcript of the gene timm21, whose product is annotated as translocase of inner mitochondrial membrane 21. NCBI's taxonomy places the organism in Eukaryota, Metazoa, Chordata, Actinopteri, Syngnathiformes, Syngnathidae. Gene Ontology annotation, cellular component: TIM23 mitochondrial import inner membrane translocase complex. The coding region runs from base 129 to 887 and encodes 252 amino acids. The transcript has 6 exons. Gene Ontology annotation, biological process: protein import into mitochondrial matrix. The record is from RefSeq and is a predicted model, not a curated record.